Molecule: messenger RNA, 1338 nt
Organism: Lindgomyces ingoldianus
Lineage: Eukaryota; Fungi; Ascomycota; Dothideomycetes; Pleosporales; Lindgomycetaceae
Exons: 3
Coding region: 1-1338 (445 amino acids)
Source: RefSeq, a predicted model, not a curated record
AUGGGACUCCGACUACUGCACUGUGCAGACUACCAUCCAAACUGCUCCAAAAUAAAUACAACCGUUGAUGCAAAUCCAGACAUUGCGGGGAUAGGUGUGAUUGUAGGCUUCUUAACAACAACCUGCCUCGCCUUUCUAAUCGCCUUUACCGUGCUAUUCCUCGACCGUUACGCCAAGAUCGUAAACCUAAUCCGCAAACACAUCACGCAGCGACGCAAUCCCACCAACUACGAGGAUGAUCCCUUAGGGCCAUACUGGCGCUCACCGGGAUUCUGGAGCCGAGUUCUGAGCAAGAAUCUGCUCUCCUUUUCCGACACCCAACUCUUGACUGGCUUAGCCAUCCAAUUCACAGCCAUGUUACAACACUGCAAACUCACAAUCUACCACUUCCAAAUCGUCACCGAACUCGCCUUUCUCACAACCGUCACCCAUCUCCUCACUGUAGUCACCCUCCGAAACUACUUCGUCAAAUACCGAUGGAUUAACCUACCCCGUAUCUUCAGCAUGCUCGGAAACCUCGCGCUAUUGGGGUACACGUCGUUCGUAGCUUAUUCCUACGAUAUCGCCGGCUUAGAACUAAGCUCUAGCCUUGCCUGCUUCUACAAGGGCCAACGUCCCCCCUUCAAGGCCGCCUUCGGUGGUCGCUGGGCCGCACUUCUUGUCGGCGCAAUAGGCGGACACGUCACUGUCAUCGCAGCUAUGUACUUCCUCCCUGAGACCGUCCUCCAGUCUCCAGCGCGCAAGUGGAAGGGGUGGAAGUGGUUCGGAGCGAUUUUCCGGACUUGGUUCAUCGCGCCCAUUUAUGCAGUGUAUGGAUUUGUAAUGGCUGGGAUUUCGUUGCAGAAGACGCAGGCACUGGGAUCAGCGAGCGUGGUGAUUAAUGGGAGUGAGAAGGAAUGGGGGUUUGGGCAGUUUUUGCCCAUUUUGUUGUUGGCGUUGCCGCUUUUUGCUGCGUGGGAGAGCUUUUGGGAAGAAAAAGACGAAGACCGCGACAAUCGCUUCUCACGCUCAACUCGGCCAUCACAAACGUCACAAAUCAUGCUGCAAAACAUGCCUGCGAAUAAGAUGCCACGUGCAGAUGGGCACUCCACAAGAGACAACUCUCCUCUAGAGCGAACAAUAGAAAGCAAUGGCCCGAGCCCAACUGGAACCCCGAGGCAAAUGCCAACGUCGCGCGGUUCGUCGUUGAGCCCGCAUCCUACGCCACUUGGGAGUCCAAAUCUAGAGAUCCCGCGUCAGCCUGCGAGUCCGCGUUUGAUUCAAACGAGGACUACGGGAUCGAAUUCCAGUUCGGGUACAGGGCAGGAGCAGAUGCAGGUGCAGAUGCAGGCGCAGUAG